UCUCACUUAAAAAAAAAACAUGCAGAAUUUCUAUUCAUAAAUAAAUGUAGUUGAAAUAGAUCGGACAAGAAGAGAAAAGUAAAGGGAAAUUCCACCUCUGUAAAUCACAUGUAUCGAAUUCCAUAGGAAGAUAUUCAAGUGAUUUUUUGUUUUCUGUUCAGAAGCUUUUUUUCUUUUAUACGGAAAUUGCCUUGUCGUGUAAUUACUGACAGAAAGAUAAGCCUUUGUAAAGAAUUUUGAAACAGCUCAUGUAUUGGUUUCCAUUGAAAGGAAUUCAUUAUAAUGUAUUCUGUCGAAACAAUCGUUGAGUGUUGAUAAAUACAGUGACGAAUCACAAUUAAAAAAUGUUCCAUAGCCAAUAACAAUUAAGAUAAUAAUCAUACCUAUAUAUUCUAAAGAAACUGAAACAAUGUCCCGAUUUACGUCACAUAACAGUAAUUAGAAUAUGAACAAACUUUUUAAUUUACAAUUGAAGGAAAAAGUAGACGGAAGUCUUUUGGAUAUAAAACUUCCGAUGCCAUUUUAUGUCGCCAUUUUUACCGAUUGCGCACAUAAGAUAAAAAGUGUGAAGAGAAUGGCACAUAGCUUAAAUUGAAAUCAUUUUAUACAAUGAAAAAUUUAGUAGUUGCAGUCAUUCUACAGAUUUUUUUCACUUUUUCCGGAGCAAAUGUUCCGUAUUUUCAUAGCUGGAAGUCGGAAUAUGGACCCGAAAAGCCAAACGUUCUCUGUCCAGAUUUUUGCUUCCUCCAAGAUAAACAGGAAUAUGACCAUUGCUGUGCAUGUAAGGGAGAACCGAUCUGGCAACUUGACUCGAAUCGUAGUUAUCUUCCGUUGUUUGUUGAGUACGUGAAUUCGUUUGGAAGAUCACGCAUUGCUGGAAAUGACUCGUCCUCUUCAUUCCAUUGACUGGUUCAUGAAUAUGGUAUAAUGAGCUGGUUACCAGUCAACUUGUGUGAAUAUAGCAACACCCUGGUUACUCUUAAGCUGAAAGGAAAUAGAAUACAAAGUAUUGAAGGAAUUAAUUGCAUGAAUUUUCUUGACUUAUUAGAUUUAAGUGAGAAUUCAAUUUCAGCCAUAUCCAAUGAAACAUUUUCUGGUAUGCCUAACCUGCGUAUUCUGCUUCUGACUAAUACGAACAUAAAAACUAUCGAAUCAACCACUUUCAACACCGAUGGUACAGAGAUUUUUGUCACAGAUUUAUCAAACAAUACUUUCUUAUCUUAUGAUGUAUCUAAUGCCUACUUUAAGCGUAGGGCAUUUUGUAACAUAACAUUGGCAGGGUGUGAUAUAACAUUUGUGAAAAAAGAAGAAAUACAUUUACAAACAGGGGUACAAUAUGGCGGAGGAGAGGUAGUAUGUGAUAAUUGUGCCAUUAAUCAACAUCCAGUUCAGUUACUGUUUGGAUCUAGUGUAAGUUCGCUUCGAAAUAUGUAUAAGUAUGAUUUCAUUGGCUUGUUUAAGUUUGAUGAGCUUAACCUUCCUUGUGAUUGUAAUUUAGGAGCUCUACUGUUAGGAGAUAUGGAGGUCUUCAAAACGUUUUAUUACAUACCACACGACGGCUUGUAUACAUGUUCAUCUCCGGAGCAUCUGAAGAAUUUCAAUGUUUUGAAUGUAUUUAAUGACUCGUCGUUAUUGGACAUGUUCGUUUGCCAUAAAGAAAAAUUUUGUCCGUCUUCCUGUUCGUGUAUAGAACAACCUAGUCGAUAUCGGAUGAUUGUGGACUGUUCGAAUCAAAAUCUCACAAGUCUUCCAUCAUAUCUUCCUGAAACUAUUUACAACAUAGAACUGAACUGCAGCAACAACGCGAUUAAAGAAGUAGAGCCCGUCAACUAUCUCAAAAACAUCACUGUCGUAGACUUAUCCGGGAAUCAAGUCACAGAGAUAUCUGACAAAGUUCUUUCCAGGCUGAAAAUCCUGGAAAAGAUGCAUCUUACAGACCAUAAUCUCUUAAAACUCACACGAGGAUUUGCAGAUAUCGAUGCAAGUAAGGUCUGGUUUGGGCAAAAUAGUGUUCCCUGCAGCUGUCAGGAAAAAUGGAUCAAGGCCUGGAGAUUAGGGUCACAGGUCAAUAGUUCAAAUCCUCUACUGUGUCAAACAGAUUCGCAUGGCAUUCUUCGUGCUGAGGAAGCGUUUGACAGUUGUACAGAAAAUGAAUUUAACGAAACUCUUUAUGCAUUGUUUCUUAUUCCAGCUACAUUUUUAAUCGCUUUAUUUAUAGCCAAAGUCUUCAGAUUUGAUGCUAUCAUGAUAAGAAGUCGUUUCGCAAAACGUAACAACGUACAUUAUUGCUAUGAUGUUUAUUUUGUUUUUAACGAUACAAAAACAGAUAUUAUUAAAUAUGCUCUUGACAUCUUUCGGCAUCUUGAACACAAAGGGUAUAACUGUUUUGUUCCACCAAUUCAUGAAGAGUUCGGUGAUGUUCGAGAAGUCCAACUGUAUGAGUAUAUGAAGAAAAGCCGUUCAGUAUUGGCAAUAUUGUCAAUGCCGAACGAUGGUGACGACAUGAAUGAAUUGCGGAGUAUGAACCACGCAUGGAGUCUCUUCUCUGAAAAUAAAAUUGAAAAUAUUAUUGCAGUCGUCUUUGAAGGAAAACUUGCAUACCACAAGAAACGCUUUCCGUUUUUAGGAGCUUUAAACAGGUUUAAACGUGUUUUUAAAGUUAACAGCCGGAAAUACAGAGUUAAACAAAAAGUUACAGAGGCACUUAGAACUGGUACCAUGUCCAACAGAACAGCACAAAUCAAAUAAAGUCAACGCUUUACAAAACGUUUACUUCUAGGUCAUUGAAGUUAAAGAGGAUGGAAAAAGCCAUUUAUAAGAUGGGUGAAAUUUUUCAGUAGUUAGCAUGUCACUCAAGAUAGGGUAGUUCACAUUCCUGUCUAUCAAAAGUUCAAAGUACACAAACAUUUAAAAUUACAGUGUAUUUUUUAACGUUUAUUUUUCAUCAUUUUAUGAUGAAAAGAAAAAUGAUUAGUACAAGUAUAUGUGUCAGAAAAGAAUAAAUAUGGCCUAUGAACUAUACUAAAAUGUAUUCAUGAUGUUAAGGAGAUUCCAAGUCCCAAAGCCAUAUUUUUUUCUGUAAAUAUUAGCAUGCUUAUUAGAUAGUAGAAAUGUGUGAAACAUUUUCAAGAGAAAUUUUUUUUUUAAAAUUCUUCACGAGUUUAAAUGUUGUAUUUUAACACUCUGCAGAGCUAGAUAAGGAAAAGGGGAUUGUAAACUUCAAAGUUCCUCAAUGAACUUUAAUUGUUUAAAAGAUUUUUUUUUUCAAAUUGAUUUGAUUCUGAAAUUCCACAAUUUGUGCUGAAUAUUGGAGAAAAUAAACAUAAUUUAAAAAGUAUAUCAAAGAAACUCAUUACAUAUCAAUUAUAUUUUUGUACAGUGUAAUGUCUUUGGAUAGCACCCUCGCUUCUUCAGACCGUCGUUUCUCAAUACACUGGGAAAUUGAAGCAUGAAAAAUUACACGAUUUGAUAUGAUAAUCUGAGACUGAUAUUAAUCUCGACACACAGUCUGACAGUCUUAUGACACAGGUACUGCAACACCUGUUGCACCAGCUGUUUGUUGUAGGGAAGAAUAUACACGUCCCGUUCAAAACAUCAACAAGAAUGGUCCAAUUAAGAAAUAUUCAGGAAAAUUGUUUGAGGAUAGGCACAAUUUCUGAAUUGAAAACGUAAAAUUUGCUAACUCUAACGACUUGUCUAGAUUAAAAAUCAAAGUACUCAGAAGUACAGAGAGCGGGGCUCAUUUAUGGAUCAGUGACCAGUACCGUUUUACUUGAAACAUAAUUUAAUAAUAGCUAUUUAAGACGUUCAGAAAUAUUAUUUAGCGAUAAAUUAUUUUCAUAUGCAUUUAAAAAGUUUUUAAAAUACAGGAAAAAUAGGUUUUUUUUAAAUCAAUUUUGUAUACCUGGUAACAAUGUAUAACCUCAGCGGCAGGAUAUCGGAUUAUAUUACCCACAUUUGAUUUAAUUGGAACAACGUUCUCCAGAUUAUUUUGCUCGAAAUUUUGAACUAACUAUUCGCAAUACUAUUGUCAUCUGUGAUUAUUAUUCCUUCAAAGUUAUUCUUUUUUUAAUUUUUAUUUAAGGACCCUCUCUACACCAGUGCAAAAUGUUUUUUGGACAUCGAGAAAAUUACAUUGAAUAAAGGUGUAAAUAUUGAGCUUAUCUAUUUAAAGUUAAAUAUAUCGUGCGUGGCAUUUACCCCCAGGAAAAAUGUUCAAACACAACACAGUAUCAGUGAUCAGCAAUCACUGUUGUUUACUUCCAUGAAGAAAAUACAUGUAAAUAACAUGUUCAAUUAAUUUAUCUUGGCCUUUUAAAAUGUUAAGAAUAUAUGUAUUGAUUACAAAUUGAGUAAUAUACUGUGAAUUUCUAUUUAUUGGAAUUUAGAUCUAAGGGCAGAUCACUCUAAUUGCAGAAAAAUACCAUUGAAUCGGAACUCUUUAGUGUGCAAUGUAGAGAGGGUUCUUAAUAUGCUAAAUAUCACAAUAUCCACCUAACAAGGUCGAAUGCUUGACAUGCUAACAAGAGCACAUUUACUGAAUUGUAGAUCUGGUAUUUCAUUGUUCAAAAUGAACUACAUUUAAGUUACUAUUGUCUUCCUAAAUGAUUUUAUUUAAGGAAUUAAUUUAAUGGCUUCCCAAUUUAUAAGGUUUCAACUGGGUUUGGGCUGUUUACGCUCUAUAAACUGCGAAGCGGUUUAUGAAAAAGCGUUAAACUGCCCCAACCCACCGUAUGAAUUGGUUAGCUAUUAAAUUCGUACCUUAUAAUUUAAUUUUCAUUUAGUGUAAAAAAGAUGAUUGCCCAAAGAAUUGACCGCAGAUUGUACAAAAUCUAAAUGUAAAUUCGGGUGGAUCGAUACGUUUUUGACGCAAGUGAUUGUGAUGUAGGCAACCCAAUUUAUCAAAUCAAAUACCGUGUUAUAACUAUAAUUAUAUCAUUCUUUAUUAAUGUACAAUGUAAUUGUGUUUUUGCUUUUUGAUACUGUAUAAAAUUAGAUGAUUGUA
This is a messenger RNA of Saccostrea echinata, 5005 nucleotides long. RefSeq lists its product as uncharacterized. The coding region runs from base 928 to 2748 and encodes 606 amino acids. The transcript has a single exon. Gene Ontology annotation, biological process: signal transduction. The record is from RefSeq and is a predicted model, not a curated record. Gene Ontology annotation, cellular component: extracellular matrix. NCBI's taxonomy places the organism in Eukaryota, Metazoa, Mollusca, Bivalvia, Ostreida, Ostreidae. Gene Ontology annotation, molecular function: protein binding.